Messenger RNA from Colletotrichum lupini, 333 nucleotides. RefSeq lists its product as uncharacterized. The transcript has 2 exons. Lineage: Eukaryota; Fungi; Ascomycota; Sordariomycetes; Glomerellales; Glomerellaceae. The record is from RefSeq and is a predicted model, not a curated record. Bases 1 to 333 code for a protein of 110 amino acids.
AUGCAGAUGACCCUCGAAGCCAUUAUUGGUAUUGUAGCCCUGUUUGUAGGGUUGCCACCUACAUGUUUUAUUCUCUGGAAAACUUGCAUUCGCAAGGGACAAAAGCAGAGGCACGCUAUAAUCCCAUUACACCGACGUCACACGAUCGCUCAAAACGACUCUCCUCAUUACGAACAACCAUAUUGGCCAGCACCUGGCUCCAUCUGGAGAUCUCGGACGAUCGUUGCCUUCGAAACAGAAAUGAACAGAUAUCCCAGUGACGAGCCUACCUCUCGACAGAGCUGGCCGGCUGAUGCCUUUAUCACAGGCCACUUGGGAGGUCAUCAUGCUUAA